AGAGGAACACCACUCCAGUAACCUUCUCAAACAUUUUCUUAAAAACAUCUCUAAUCAUUCCAAAAUAUUAGACACUUUUACGAUUAGAUUCAGAUUUAAAUUACAAAUAAAAUAAAAAAAGGUAGAAAAGAGUUCAGGUGAGGAGUGGUGUAGGGCAUGAAAUUCUUACUGGAGCUCGUCGUGCCUUGCUUUGGUUCGCAGCAGUUCCACCACUCCGCCGUGGAUGAUUCCAUUUCAGGCGAAACGCAGUCGCUAAUGAAACAGCGAAGGCGGCGGAAACGCGUCAGACUUGCGGGCCAACCGGGACAAGAGUGGAGACCGUCCCUCAGCGUGAUCUCCGAGCACAAGCCGGCGAUAACUGAGAAAUCGGAAGAAGAGCGGAAAGUCCGUCGGAAAAGUGAAGUCUGCGGCGGAGACUCGUCGUCCCGAUCCGGUGGUAGUCAUGUUCGUUUCCACAGUGACGGUUUGGGGAGUAAUGAUUUGGAACCAGUAAUUCCGACAUUCUCACCGACCCCGUUCAUGUUUUGAGUUUUAGUAGUUUAUCUAUGUAUAUAUAUUUGAUACUAAUUAGUAACUGCCACCGAUAUAUAAACAUAUAUAAAUAAAUAUGUUUCGCCGAGCUCAAAUAAUAGAGUUUGUUGAUGACACAAAAAAAGUUUGUCUAUCAAUUUGCUUGUUAAGUUUAUCUGCUUACCCUACGGAGCACGUUAGAGUAACCAAAAUGGGUAUCUAAAGAAAAUUUUAUGUGAAAA
This is a messenger RNA of Brassica oleracea var. oleracea, 752 nucleotides long. RefSeq lists its product as uncharacterized. Bases 157 to 528 code for a protein of 123 amino acids. The transcript has 2 exons. The record is from RefSeq and is a predicted model, not a curated record. NCBI's taxonomy places the organism in Eukaryota, Viridiplantae, Streptophyta, Magnoliopsida, Brassicales, Brassicaceae.